GAGGAGUAGAGAGAAGGAGGGAAGAGAGAGAGAGCGUAGAGAGAAGGAGGGAAGAGAGAGAGAGCGUAGAGAGAGUAUUCUCUCAGCCUCUUGUAGCAGCGUCCAGUUUAACCGUCUUUCCUUCCUAAUUAAACGUUGUUGGAAUAUAAACAGUAAUAAACACAAUCGGGAUUAUCUGAGGAGAAGAGACGCACCUGUUCACCUGUACAGCCCUGUUCACCUGCUCAUCCGUUACAGAGCAUUCAGCGGGACUUCACUACAGCAGCAUCAACAGCCACAAACAGCCUGAGAACCGGAGGAACCUUUGCACCACAGUGGUCAGGACCCCCAUGGACCCUCACAGAGCAGGUGUAACACUAUGAAGCUAUUCUGACCUGUGCCGACUGAGCUGCAUGCAGGUGGCGCCCCCUGUUAGCAAGAACGGUCAGAAUGAAGCGAGAGCGCUUUAAACCCCCAGAGCCUGAUGAUCCGUUCUGCUGCUGUGGCGACAUCGACCAACAGAGGGAGUACUGCUGCUGUGACUGUGAGGAACUGGACAAUGCCUGUGAAAGACUCAUUCAAAGGGAUUCAAAGAAUGAGGACUUUCUCUCUCGUCUUCUCUCCGUUCUCUCGGAGCGUUUGGGUCUUCAGUGCUCCCCUUUGGGAUCCGUCCGCAUUGAACUGUCCAUCCUGCCUCCAAUGCUUUUACUUCCAGUCCUGCUGCAGGUGGCGGCACUGCACUGCGUGCUGGGAGUCGUGGUCCUGACGGCCCUGCCGGGACUCGUACUGUGGUAUUAUUACAUGACGCACCGCAAGAAGAGGCGAACGCUGUUCUUCCUCAGCCUGGCGCUCUUCUCCCUCGCCUACAUGUACUACCUUUUCAUCACCGAAAUCGUGCCUAGGGGGGACGUAAGUUACCAGCAAGUAGUUACCGCAACAACCGGCAUGAUACUGAUGCUCAUCUCCCUCGUUCGCACCAAACAGGGUCCCGGAUACGUCCAAGCAGACAAUAGACACAACAAUAUUACCUCCACCAAUCAGAGCAAACUCUGUAAUCAGGACUCCGCCUGCUGCAAUGGAGUCAGCCAAUCCGAUCAUGCUGUGGAAAACAAGAGGAAGUGGUGUUCCAUCUGCCGAUUGGUGCGUCCGUCCAGGGCGGGUCACUGCAGGAUCUGUGGAGUAUGCGUGCUAAGAAUGGACCAUCACUGCGUCUGGAUAAACUGCUGUGUGGGGCAGGACAAUCACAGGCACUUCCUGCUGACACUCCUCCUCUUCCUGCUGACAUCACUGUACGGGAUCAGCAUGGUGCUGCGCAGUGUGUGUCCACGGCAGAGUGUGUUCACUGCUCUGCUGUACUGCCCAGGGGUCUACAACCAGUACAGCACGGCUCUGUGUUUUACGUGUGUGUGGUACAGCUGUAUAAUAACAGGGGGUCUGCUGCACCUGCUGAUCCUGCAGAUCAUCAACAUCAGCUGUAACGUGACGGAACGUGAGGUCCAGCUGGCUCUGCGGAACGGAACCGGACGCAGGCGGUUCUGCGGCCUGCUGGUGGAAACCAGCACACCUUCACACGGCUUCAUGCACAACUGGACACACUUCCUCACCAUGCACACUGCUGAAGGGGCACAGGCUCCGCUCACUCUCACAGACGUGGUAUGACCCACGGAGACUCCAGCUCACUGACCGACUUCCAUAUGGACUCAACACUUCCAAAAGACUUCCAAAGGGACUUCACAGUGAAUAACAUGAACACAGGGGUCACUUUAGGUCAACGGCUCACAUCUACAGGGUAUUACUUCCAUUUUAUGCCACUUUCUAUUAUAAUUAAUAAAGUUUCUAUCUAUGUUUUCCACCUUAAA
This is a messenger RNA of Pygocentrus nattereri (red-bellied piranha), 1838 nucleotides long. RefSeq names its product zinc finger DHHC-type palmitoyltransferase 23a (gene zdhhc23a). Gene Ontology annotation, cellular component: Golgi apparatus; endoplasmic reticulum. The record is from RefSeq and is a predicted model, not a curated record. The transcript has 6 exons. Gene Ontology annotation, molecular function: protein-cysteine S-palmitoyltransferase activity. Gene Ontology annotation, biological process: protein targeting to membrane; peptidyl-L-cysteine S-palmitoylation. Lineage: Eukaryota; Metazoa; Chordata; Actinopteri; Characiformes; Serrasalmidae. The coding region runs from base 430 to 1638 and encodes 402 amino acids.